GUCCUUCGACAAGUUCUUCGAAUUUUAAAUUUCAUGAUCUUUUUGAUCUGUUUUGUAUCUGUCUAUUGCCUGAGCUUCUGCAGACAAUGGUGACCGGUUGAGUUAUCUCAAUCUCUGUCUCGCGUAUACGUUAGUACAACGCAGAGAGUGUGGUUGAUUGCAUGGUCAUCUCUCAACAUUCAAUUUGUGCGUCCCGAAAUUAAUCUCUCCACUGAUUCAUUACAAUGAAUUUUCCGCCUUUGAAAAAUGACAACGUGCUACGAGCAGCCCGCGGGGAGCCGGUGGAUCGUGUUCCGGUAUGGGUUAUGCGACAAGCCGGUCGGUAUUUGCCUGAAUUUCAGGAAGUCCGCGCUACGCAUGAGUUUUUCGAAGUCUGCCGUACUCCAGAGCUGGCUUGCGAAGUGACCAUGCAACCACUGCGACGGUUCGAUCUCGACGCUUCCAUCAUCUUCUCGGAUAUUCUCGUUAUCCCGCAAGCACUGGGAAUCACGGUGGAGAUGAAGAAAGGUGUUGGCCCAGUGCUUCCAGAGCCGUUGGUUACCCCUGCCGAUCUGGAACGGCUUAACCAGACGGGAACCAUUGAAAGACUGAAUUAUGUGGGCGAUGCAAUUACCAUGAUGCGCCAUAUGUUGGAUGGAAAAGUGCCUUUGCUUGGAUUCACCGGAGCUCCAUGGACUCUGAUGGGUUAUAUGAUUGAGGGAGGAGGCAGCAAAACCAUGUCAAAGGCGAAAGCCUGGCUUGCGGAUUAUCCAGAAGCAAGCCAUCAACUGCUGAACAUCCUAACCGAUCAAGUGGUCAAUUAUCUUGUGAUGCAGGUCAAAGCUGGCGCUCAAAUGCUUCAGGUUUUCGAAUCCAGCGCCGAACAUUUGUCCAAGGAGCAAUAUAUCACCAUCGCUAUGCCAUAUUUGAAGCGAAUUCGGGACGAUCUGCAAAAGAAGCUUUCCGACGAAGGAAUCGAUGCUGUUCCACUUGUACUUUUCUCCAAAGGUGCUAUGCAUUCUCUGCCAGAGCAGGCACAACUCGGUUACGAUGUCAUCGGAUUGGACUGGACAAUCGAUCCUCAUGAAGCACGUAAAUUGGUGGGACCAGAUGUGACGCUACAAGGCAACCUGGAUCCACAGGAUAUGUACAAGCCCCUCGAGGAACUGCGCGAAUUGGUUCUGACAAUGGUGAGGAAGUUUGGAAAGCACAGAUACAUUGCGAAUUUGGGCCAUGGAAUUACGCCACAAACGCCGAUCGAGAGCAUGAGUGUGCUGGUCAAAGCAGUCCAUGAGGCGUUAUGAGCGAUGUAAACUUUAUCAUUUUGUUGUUUAUAUAGUUGGGUUAGGUGCAAACAUGUUGCAUUUCGUAUAAGCGAAUUUGUGAAUUAUCGAUGUAAUCGGAAAUAUAUAAAAUGAGGAAAAACAA
Molecule: messenger RNA, 1407 nt
Organism: Toxorhynchites rutilus septentrionalis
Lineage: Eukaryota; Metazoa; Arthropoda; Insecta; Diptera; Culicidae
Gene: Urod
Product: uroporphyrinogen decarboxylase
Exons: 2
Coding region: 225-1283 (352 amino acids)
Biological process (GO): heme biosynthetic process
Cellular component (GO): cytosol
Molecular function (GO): uroporphyrinogen decarboxylase activity
Source: RefSeq, a predicted model, not a curated record